This is a messenger RNA of Arxiozyma heterogenica, 4908 nucleotides long. It is a transcript of the gene ESP1, whose product is annotated as separase. The transcript has a single exon. Gene Ontology annotation, biological process: meiotic chromosome separation; proteolysis. NCBI's taxonomy places the organism in Eukaryota, Fungi, Ascomycota, Saccharomycetes, Saccharomycetales, Saccharomycetaceae. Gene Ontology annotation, cellular component: mitotic spindle; cytoplasm; nucleus. The record is from RefSeq and is a predicted model, not a curated record. Bases 1 to 4908 code for a protein of 1635 amino acids. Gene Ontology annotation, molecular function: cysteine-type endopeptidase activity.
AUGUCAAAAAAUGCAAGUGCUUUGAAUGAAAUUGAACAUAAUACUGAUUUUAAAUCUAAAUCUCCAACUAUAAUCCCUGCAUUAUCUAAAAUUCCAUCUAUUUGUGCUUCAAAUAAGGAGAACCUUUAUACAUCAGGCAUCAAUUAUUAUGAUGAUGCACAAUAUAUAAGUCUUAAUGAGCCAUUAAAUUCAUUCACAGAAAAUAAAGAUGAUAUUAAUCUAGACAUUCUACCAUCUUUAUAUGAAAUAUUUCAAAAAAAUUAUUCCUUUGCAAGGAAUAUUCAUUCUUUUCUGUUGAUAAAGCAGAUCGUGAGACAACAUUUGACAGUUAUUGGGAAAUUAUUAAUAAGUAAGAAAAUUGAAAUAUUGUCUAAAGUAGAAAAGCAUACAUUAUUGUUAUUCAAUGAAACUAAUUUAUUCAAAGUUAGCAGUAUGAAAGAAAUAUUAUUACAAGAUUUCACAUUCAAUAACAAUUAUUAUCUUUCCACAUUGAAAAUAAUUAUUUUACAAUUCUUUCUUAAAACAAGACAAACACAAAAAUAUCAAGAAGAAAUUCUAACAUUAUUUGCAUUUGAUAAAAGAUAUCUUUUAAGAUGCUCUCAAUUAAAACAAAAUGCAGCAAUUAAAAUACUUUUGAAUCUGUUUACUAUAUUACCAAAUGCAAAAAUUUUAUUUGGGAUGAAAUUUUUGGAAUAUAUUGAUAAAUUUAAUUUAAAAUUUGAAGAUUAUAUCAAAAAUAUGAACUCAGAAACCUUUAGAAAACAACUACCAAUUUAUGCUCGAAGAACAAAUGACUUAUCUUGCAUAAAAAAAUAUUUCAACUCAUUUUAUAUUAAUUUUGAUAUCACGAGUACGAAUUCUGAUUUACAAGAUUGUGUUUUCCAAAGAAAAGAAACAGAAAUAGGUUUAACUGAAGAUCAUUUGACCAAGUUUUUAAAUAGAGAUCAAAAUUUUAUACUACAGGCACUAAGUUCUCAAAAAACACAUGACUCAAUCUAUAACAUUUAUAAAAACUUUCUUUCAAAUAAAAAAAUAUCAUUGUCUGAAAAAGUGCAUCAUUUAGAAAUCUGUUGGAAAGCUAUACUUCAAAGUAACUAUCUUUGUGAUCAGAAAAAAUCAACACUGAUUGAUCAAACAUUGAUAUUUUUGAAUUCUAACCUAAAGUAUUCCAAACACAUAACAGAUCAUAUUCUUAGUGUACUUUCGUAUUUAAAAGAUAUAUGCAUUCUUUCCUUAGAUGUUAAAAGAUUAACGAAUAUAAUAAACCUCAGUUAUAACAGUUUUGUGUUUUCUAAAAAUGCACAGUUUAUUAUUAAUGCUGUUGAUUAUGAAAUCAUUAAAUAUUUGACUUUUCCUGAAAUUGAAAACAUAGAUGAUACAUUCCUAAAAUUAAUAAAAUUUUUAUGUCUUAUUCCAGAUCCCAAUACGCAAACAGAAAAGUUUAAAAGAGUUUACAGUUUUUAUUUUCUAAGUAAUAUUGAAUCACUAACACAACUUAUUAAAAUUUGUCAAUCUAUUUGUAUGCGUUUGAGAAAAUUGAAAACCACAAACAUUUUAGUCUCACUUCAAUAUGCUUCUGAAAUUCAGCUUUCUAUCUUUUGUAGUAGCCAAAAUAUCACUAGAGAAAAUAUUUUGCAAAGCUGGUCAUCUAUUAAUAUUCUUUUUUUCAGUAGUCUAUUAGGGAAUUCAAAAAUUAUUCACGAUUACACAUCAAACUUUGCAUGUAUGAAAUAUCAUUUUUUAUACAAAUAUCAGGUAUUACUACAAUUGAUAUAUUAUUUAAAUCUUGAAAUGGAUAAACAUCAGACAGUUAAUUUGUAUAACAUUACAAAAAAUUAUAUUCAGAAAUGGUCAAAUCAAGGCAUAAAACAUGAUAAGACAAUAUCAUCUUUAGAAAAUAUUUUUAUUAAAACUUUGCUACAAUAUCUUUACAUUUGUGGAUUUUAUGGACCUAUUUUGGAGCUAUAUGAAUUAAUACAAGCUCACAAAGACUACUAUCAUUUAUUGAUAAGUUAUUCAGAAAUGUGGAUGGUUCGGUCUCUAGUGUCUUUACAGUAUACAUCCAAAUUAGACAAAAUUUGUGAUGCUUAUUAUCCACUUGAUGAAAAUUUGCUAAAGUUAUUAUCUUUUAAUGAACGGCUUACUUAUUUGGAGACAUAUAUUGAGCUCUAUACUUGGAAAAAUGAUUUUAACUCAUUUAAAGAACUUUUUUGCAUUAUUAUUCCACAGGAAUAUCAAGAAUUAUACGAUAUUCAUAAUCAGGGAAAAAUGGCAGUAUCACAUUAUAUCAAAAUAUUGUUGUUUAAUAUUCAUUUACAUGCUGCAACUUCCAAAUUUUAUUUUAACAAGAACCGUUUUAUAGAAUCAGUAAUAGAGGCUAAAAAAGCUUUAAGACUUUCUGUAUCUUUAAUCAAAAAAGUAGAUAAACUCUCGCAAAUUUUUAGACUGUCCAUUCUUCGUUGCAUCAUAUUUUCUUUUCAGAACCUAAUUAAUAUAUUUUGCUCACUUGGUCUUGCUAAAGAAGCUAGUUAUUAUACAAAUGAAUUAUCCAGAGUACUACCUACACUCCAUGAACCUACUUUGAUAUUCCAGGGUUUCGAUUGCUUGUAUCAAUUCUACACUAUUACUGAACAGGAAACUUUAAGAAUAUCUACAUUAAAAAAAAUUAAUAAUGUAUUUCAACACAUACAAAGUAAUUAUGAUAUCCACACAUUAUGUCAAUAUCUUUAUUUAAACAAUGAAUAUUCUCGAAUAAUUGAAUCAUUGAAGUCAUACUUUAUGAACAUUCCUAGUGCACAAGAAGAUUAUGGAUUUUUAGAAAAUUAUUGGAGGCUGAAAAUUGGUGAGUUUAUUGAUGAUUCCAUAUGUAGACCUCAGCACACAGUUACGAAUUUUUUGAAUAAAAUUCAGACAAAAUAUAAUAAUUUAUUAAAAAAUAUAGAAGCUGAUCCAUUUCUUCGAACACUAUUUGAAUCCACACUUGCAUUACCCUCAUCGAAAACUGCAAUUAGUAAAUCAAAAUAUCAGCCUUUAUUAAAAAAUGAAUAUAUUAUAGGUCAUGUAACUUCUGAUAAAGAAUCACCCAAAUCAUCUAAUAUGAUCCCCAAAUCCAAAAAUAUAAGACAAGGUUUCGAUAGAUUUAUUGUUACAAGAAGAUUAAAGGACAUUAUCGAUAAUAUAAAAGAUGUUAGCAUCGACAAGGUUUCUAAUAUUGAAUUAAGAAAACUUUCUUCACUGUAUUCGAUAGUAUUGUCCAUAUAUUUUAAUAUUGUUAGUGAUCAGGAAUUGUUACAAAACGAUUUAAGAUACUGGUUUUAUUUGACUGAGUUAUCAAGAAAUAUACCAUUAUUUUAUGAUAAACAAUUAUGUUCUUUGGAUAAAAAUAUUUACGAUGAAGUGGGUUUGUGUCCACUAACUGAAAAUUUAAAAAUAGCUCAAUAUACAAAAUGGAAUACCCGUUACAAUUUUGAAGAUUCAUCCUUAAAUUUUAAUGCGAUAUUUUUCGAUAUUUGUAAAAUUACAGAUAGUAUAAUUCUUUCAAAAUAUUCUUCAGCAUCAAAUAAAUGGACAAUGUUAAGAAUACCGUUAAAGGGUAGCAAUUCUAGAGAUUUAGAUUCAGAAUAUUUCUCUUUUCAGGGUGGAUUUAAAGAAAUGCAGGAUAUAAUUGAGCAGAAUAAUAUGACUACAUCAAGUAAAGUUACAAGUUCAAUAAAAACCGUAGAACAGCGGAGGAAGUGGUGGAAUAAAAGAUACGAAUUAGACAAAAGACUUGAUAUUUUGUUACAAAAGAUUACAAAUAAUUGGUUUGGAGGCUUUAAAGGAUUUUGUAACCCAGAUGUUAUUGAUAAAAAAUUAUUUAUAGAAUUUGUGGAACAGUUUAAUCAAAUCUUGCAUGAAUUCUUACCAAGUAGAAAACAUACUAGUAAUAACACCGGUUAUGUGCAGAUUGAAGAGUGGAUUUUAGAAUUAUUUUUAAAGUUAAACCCUAAUGAUUCUUUGUACAUUUCUCAAUUAGAAGAUCUCUUAUAUUUUGUCUUUGAUAUAUUACUAUAUCAGGGAGAAGAAAAUGCCUAUGAUGAGAUUGAUAUAGGACAAAUGCAUAUCCAAAUAACGGAUGCUAUAAGAAGAUAUAGAGGCAACUUGAAAUUUCAAGCCUGCAUCAAUCAAAGAUCUAAAAACGAGAAAAGUCAUAUAUUUCUAUUGAUUAGUAGUACCUGCCAUUCAUUUCCUUGGGAAAGUUUACCCAUUUUCAAAAAUAUGUCUAUUACCAGAAUACCAUCAUUGAAUAUGUUAGAUCAGUUACUGAUUAGAAAUAAGAUGGAAUUAACAUUAAGACUUUCUUUGACAAAAAAUAUAGGGAUGAUAUUAAAUCCAAACAAUGAUUUACUUAGGACAGAAACAACUUUCAAGGAUUUGUUUACAAGAAUAUUUGAAUCAACAGUAAAUUCAAGAUUAUUAAUAAAUCAGAAACCAACCGAACUUGAUCUAUUAGAUAUUAUUACAAAGUCAGUUAUUUUUAUCUAUGUCGGACAUGGAAGUGGAGAACAAUAUUUAAAACUAAAACAAAUUAAAAGUUGUGAUUCAAUUGCUGCUACUUUUUUAUUAGGAUGUUCUUCUGCAUCUAUGAAAUAUUACGGCAAAUUGGAAUCUACAGGGCCCAUUUAUUCUUACUUGAUUGCUGGAAGUCCGUUAAUUCUAGGAAAUUUAUGGGAUGUAACAGAUAAAGAUAUUGACAAAUUCAGUUUAAGUUUAUUUGAGAAAACUGGUAUCGAUAAGAAUUUGCAAGGAGAAGUGUCUGGGUAUCAGAAUGUCCCCUACGCGGUUGCUAAUUCAAGAGAAGUUUGCAAUCUCAAAUAUUUAAAUGGUGCUGCGCCAGUUGUAUAUGGUUUACCAGUACAAUUCUGUUAA